AUGAUCUUUCCGGGGGAGAUUCGCCUCUUUGCGAGUACAUCUUCUCCUCCCUUUAACUGGUUGAUUUGCAAUGGUGCUCUGCUAGCACGAAAAGAGUAUUCUACAUUGUUCCAAGCCAUUGGUACACUCUGCGGAAGGGGAGUUGAAGGAGAGACCUAUUUUCGUUUGCCCGAUCUUCGUGGCCGAGUAGCAUUGGGUGCUGAUGAGUUAGGUGAUCACGUUGCCCAUACAAAAUAUGUGGGCAAAGUAAGAGGACACUCAGUACAUGUUCUCACUGUUGCUCAAAUUCCAGCUCACGUACAUCAAUCCGGCACUCUCAAUGCUCGCCGUGGUGGAGAGCAUACGCAUUCUUACGACUAUCCGGGACACAAUCAUGGAGGACAUACAGGAUCAAAUCAUUUCGCGCAUGGAGGCAGCCGGGGUUGUGGAUCGAAGGGUGAAUUCCUUGACUGGAAGCAUCACACACACACAAUUCAGACUGAUCGAACAUGGAUAAUGAUUCACGCUGCAGGAGCCCAUGGUCAUUCAAUUGAUGGUACAACAGCUGCUGAAGGCCAGGGACAACAAUUUGGUAUUAUGCAUCCGUAUCAGACCGUUGACUAUAUUAUAUAUGCAGGAUCGGAUUUGACAGCGCCUGCUAUGGAGUAA
Molecule: messenger RNA, 648 nt
Organism: Rotaria sp. Silwood2
Lineage: Eukaryota; Metazoa; Rotifera; Eurotatoria; Philodinida; Philodinidae
Source: the annotation of a GenBank genome assembly